Messenger RNA from Cyclocybe aegerita, 825 nucleotides. NCBI's taxonomy places the organism in Eukaryota, Fungi, Basidiomycota, Agaricomycetes, Agaricales, Hemipholiotaceae. The record is from the annotation of a GenBank genome assembly.
AUGAACUAUUUCUUCAUCGACUUUGGGCUCUCCGAACGCGUCCCAGACGGGGACUUGGAUCCUUGCCUGGACGUGUACCAGUUUGGAGGGGUCAUUGAGACAGUGUGCCAGACUUACGAAGGAUUGGAUAUGUUUGGACCGCUUGUAUCUGCGACGAGGACGCCCGACUUCAUGCAGUGGCCAACAGCUACAGAAGUGUACCAGAUCUUCGAGGAUCUACGCUCUCAGGAAGACUGGAACAAGCGUAUUUGGCACGAUUCCUUCUUGGUGCGAUCUGGACGUAUCCGCGGAUCCCCCAAGCACCGACGGCGCAACUUCCUGAGGUUCCACUGCACUGCUGUCCGACUCAUGGGCAGCUCUUCAUCGAAACCUGACCCAUUCCCUCCUAACCGUGGCUACAAACUGCGACCACGAUAUCACCCAGAUUGGAAGCCAUCCUGGACAGGUCCGUUGAAGUUCAACGUUCGUCCUCGCAACCAUGAAGAUUACUCUCACAUUAAAGAACUUGCUGCUAUCGAUGCCAUACGCCUCAGUGACAACACGAGGGUUGUCCUCAAAUAUGUUUCUACAGCCUCGGACGAAAUUCCCAUCUUCCGCUACCUGACAUCCGAGCCCUUGCGCUCAGAUACGAGAAAUAAGACUGUCCCCCUGUUCGACGUGGUAAUACUUCCCUGGACGGAUGAAAGCGCUCUGCUCGUGAUGCCUAUGUUGAUGCAGUUUGAUCGACUGCCGUUCCGUUUUCUGAGCGAAGUAUGCGAGGCCCUGGAGCAAUUUCUUCAGCACCCAAGGACUUGUAUUCAUGCACGAACACAAAAUCGCUCAUAG